Molecule: messenger RNA, 1227 nt
Organism: Ailuropoda melanoleuca (giant panda)
Lineage: Eukaryota; Metazoa; Chordata; Mammalia; Carnivora; Ursidae
Gene: TAF12
Product: TATA-box binding protein associated factor 12
Exons: 7
Coding region: 302-787 (161 amino acids)
Biological process (GO): RNA polymerase II preinitiation complex assembly; DNA-templated transcription initiation
Cellular component (GO): SAGA complex; transcription factor TFIID complex
Molecular function (GO): TBP-class protein binding; DNA binding; protein heterodimerization activity
Source: RefSeq, a predicted model, not a curated record
AGGCGGGGAGCGGUGCCGGAAGUACUCGGGGAGGGCCGAGCAGUCGGACCGGCUGCUGAGACGAACGCUUCACUGGGGCAGUCUCCGCAUAUCAUGGGGAGAUAGACGCUGCUGCCUCAUGGAACUUGAACUCACGACCCCGAGAUCAAGAAUCUCAUGCUCUUCCAACUGAGCCAGGCAGGCACCCCUGGAUUCUUUCAUUCAGCUUAAUAUUUUCUUGAUUGGCCUUGGUCCUCACAGCUCCAAAAAGAAACAGGAUCUCGAUAAGCUCUAUGAGCUGAAGUCCAAAGCUCGGCAGAUUAUGAACCAGUUUGGCCCCUCAGCCCUAAUCAACCUCUCCAAUUUCUCAUCCAUAAAACCGGAACCAGCCAGCACCCCUCCACAAGGCUCCAUGGCCAAUAGCACUACAGUGGUAAAGAUACCGGGCACUCCUGGGACAGGAGGGCGUCUCAGCCCUGAAAACAAUCAGGUAUUAACCAAGAAGAAAUUGCAAGACUUAGUAAGAGAAGUGGACCCUAAUGAGCAAUUGGAUGAAGAUGUGGAGGAGAUGCUGCUGCAGAUUGCUGAUGAUUUUAUCGAGAGUGUGGUGACAGCAGCCUGCCAGCUUGCUCGGCAUCGCAAGUCCAGCACCCUGGAGGUGAAGGAUGUCCAACUGCAUCUCGAACGCCAGUGGAACAUGUGGAUCCCAGGAUUUGGCUCUGAAGAAAUCCGACCCUACAAAAAGGCUUGCACCACAGAGGCCCACAAACAGAGAAUGGCAUUGAUCCGGAAAACAACGAAGAAAUAACACACGGAAAGGUCAGGGAAUGGACAACAAUGUAUUUGGAGAUACUUGAGCUGAGACCUCAGCCAUCUCAUCCUUGGAUUUUUUUUUUAAUGCUUUACAGAGAAGCAUAUAUUUUUUAUUAACAGUGCAGCAAUAUCUAUAAUGACUGAGAGGAUCUGCCAAAAGAAUAAAGCCUCCUACCCCAACUUCCAGUCCCUUUUCCCUGCCGUCUCAAAGAAGAACAAUGUAUCUUCCAGAGAAGAUUUUAUUUGUGGUUUAUUAUAUAAGUGAUUGAAUAUGGGACAAAACAUUAUGGUUUUGUUUGGUGAGACAGUAUUAGCAGGAUUUGUAGAGGUUUUUGUCCUUCUCCCUUCCCCUUUUCCCUGUACUUUGUAAUGUCAGUGUUUAUAUGAAUAUGACUUUCAUUUGCUUUUCCAGAAUAAAGAAGUUAUUAAUCGAAA